Messenger RNA from Thunnus maccoyii (southern bluefin tuna), 2807 nucleotides. RefSeq names its product protocadherin beta-16-like. NCBI's taxonomy places the organism in Eukaryota, Metazoa, Chordata, Actinopteri, Scombriformes, Scombridae. The transcript has a single exon. The record is from RefSeq and is a predicted model, not a curated record. The coding region runs from base 170 to 2791 and encodes 873 amino acids. Gene Ontology annotation, molecular function: calcium ion binding. Gene Ontology annotation, biological process: homophilic cell-cell adhesion. Gene Ontology annotation, cellular component: plasma membrane.
ACAGCCAAUAUAUUGUCCUUCGUAGGAGGACAGGGCGUUAAGAGGCGAUUUUUUUGCGUGUCUUUGGAAUACACGAGGGGUACUACUAUUUGUUUAAACUGGAUUAUAUGCUCUUGUUUAUUUUCUUCAACUGAGGACGCAUAAUUCGUCAAGAUCUGUUGUUUCUAACAUGGCACCCCGAGGACAACUCUACCCUAGAAGUGUAAGAUGGCGAUUGUCUUGUAUAUUAGGAUGGAAAGUAGGCUUUCUCGUUUUGCUUACUUUUAUGGGUGAUCGAGUGGCUGGCCAGAUUCGUUAUUCUAUUCCAGAGGAGAUGAAAAAAGGCUCUGUUAUUGGCAAUGUAGCACAAGACCUCGGUCUGGAUCUAAAACGGCUUCGUUCUGGCCGUGCCCGUAUCGUGAGUGGAGAAAACAUCCAGUACACCGAGCUGAAGACAGACAAAGGGAUUCUAGUCGUGAAUGAGAGAAUAGACCGAGAGCAACUUUGUGGAGACGUGACACCGUGCAGCCUCAGCUUUGAAAUAAUUUUAGAAAAUCCAAUCGAACUUCAUCGUGUCACUGUCGAAAUUUUAGACAUAAAUGAUAAUGCCCCUUUCUUUCCAAAUAAAGACAUCAUGUUUGAAAUGAGUGAAUCUGCUACAAUCGGAGCUAAAUUUCCAGUCGAAAGCGCAGUUGAUCCUGACGUUGGAUCAAACGCAUUACAAAAUUACAUUAUAUCUCCGAAUAAUUAUUUUAUUCUCAAACAGCAUGCAAAUCCAGACGGUAGUAAAUACGCUGAGUUGGUGCUUCAGAAGCCAUUAGACCGAGAGGAACACCCAGUUCUGUCUCUGAAAGUAAUAGCUGUCGACGGUGGAAACCCACAGAGAUCUGGCACGGUGGAUAUAAAUGUGUCUGUUUUAGAUGUAAACGAUAAUGCUCCGGUAUUCAACCAGUCAGUUUACAGGGCCGCCGUCGUGGAAAAUGCGCCAAAAGGGACUUACAUUACAACGGUUAACGCUACUGAUGCAGACAUUGGCUCUAAUGGGGAAAUCAUAUUCAGUUUUUCUAAAAUAAAAGGCAUUACGGUCGAUGUGUUUAGUAUUGACGAAAACACGGGUGUCAUUUCAGUUUCCGGGCUUAUAGACUUUGAAAAGGAGAAGAAAUAUGAGCUCAGGCUAGAGGCAAGGGAUCGAGGAGGUUUGACCGGUACCAGUAAAGUUAUAAUUGAUGUAAGUGAUGUCAAUGACAAUUUACCUGUAAUUAAUAUCAUGUCAUUUUCUAAUACUGUAUCAGAAGAUGCUCAUCUUGGCACGACAAUAGCUGUUAUCAAUGUCAAAGACGCCGAUUCAGAGAAAAACGGACAGAUAAAAUGUACUAUAGACAAAACACUUCCCUUUAAAAUCCAGUCGUCAUUAACGAACUACUAUAAUUUGGUGGCCGAUCAGCAUUUUGAUAGAGAGACUACUUCUGAAUAUGAUAUUACAAUAAUAGCUACCGACUCAGGGUCUCCUCCUCUCUCUAGCUCCGUCACGUUGCAACUUAGAAUCUCUGACGUAAACGACAACGUGCCAUUGUUCGACAAAAACUCCUAUUCCGCUUACGUCACAGAGAAUAAUUCCCCUGGCGUGUCAAUCAUUACUGUCAGCGCGCGGGACUCUGACUGGAAUCAGAACGCCAGGAUCUCGUAUUUCCUGGAGGACACACAAAUCAACGGUAAUCCAGUGUCUAACUAUGUGUCCAUAAACUCUGAAACAGGGGUUUUACACGCGGUACGUUCAUUUGAUUAUGAACAACUCAAAGAACUUCACCUCACUGUGAAAGCGCAGGAUGGAGGCUCCCCUCCACUCAGUAGCAAUGUGACCGUGAAAAUAAUGAUCCAGGACCAGAACGACAACCCUCCUCAGGUUCUGUACCCAGUCCAGACCGGUGGCUCUCUGGUGGCAGAAAUGGUGCCUCGUUCAGCAGAUGUGGGCUAUCUGGUCACUAAAGUGGUGGCUGUUGAUGUGGACUCUGGACAGAAUGCCUGGCUCUCCUAUAAACUGCAGAAAGCCACAGACAGGGCGCUGUUUGAAGUGGGCUUACAGAAUGGAGAAAUAAGAACUAUCCGCCAGGUGACUGAUAAAGAUGCUGUGAAACAAAGACUGACUGUUAUAGUGGAGGACAACGGGCAGCCCUCUCGUUCAGCUACAGUCAUUGUUAACGUGGCGGUGGCGGACAGCUUCCCUGAAGUGCUGUCAGAGUUCACUGACUUUACACACGACAAGGAGUAUAAUGACAACCUGACUUUUUACUUAGUGUUGGCUCUGGCUGUAGUUUCCUUCCUCUUCAUCACGUGUUUAGUGGUUAUUAUAUCAGUGAAAAUCUACAGAUGGAGACAGUCUCGCAUCCUGUAUCACUCCAAUCUCCCUGUGAUUCCAUAUUAUCCACCGCGUUACUCAGACACUUUGGGGACAGGGACUCUCCAACACGUGUACAAUUACGAGGUGUGCAGGACGACUGACUCCAGAAAGAGUGACAUGAAAUAUAUGCAACCGAUGAGUCAAAGUUUAGUGAGUGUGGAUGGAGAUGGGGCUGAUACACCGCAGGUGGAAAAGCAACUGUCAGGCAACUGUUCGCUAAUGUCAACUUUGGUGAGUAACAUAAUCGUUCGUUCUCAAUUUAAUCGUUGUUCUUGCUUUUUUCAACAUUUUAAUUUAGAGCAAAUGGCACGUUUAUGGCUGUCAAUAGCGCCUCAGUGUCGCUGUCCAUGGUGCUGGGAGGGUCGAUUAGUGAAUUUUGUUGCGAUGUUCUUCAUGCCAAGUUUUACCAGGUAAUAUAUCAAUAUAUUUU